CGCCUGGCGCGCUUGUGGGCCCAAAAGAAACAUUCACGAUUGCAGCACGCGCCAUCCUCAAUCCACCAGUUUGUAAGGCGUGCAUCCACUUCACCACCAUCACACUUCGUCCACGCGCCGCGCAUCAUUCCUCACCGCACGCACGCGAAUUUAGCGCUUGCCAUCAUCACGACCGCUUCACGCCAAGUCAAGACAUCAAUACCCACGCACCUUUCCUCCGUGCCCCAAGCGCAAUGCCCAGCGGCUCCCGUCGUACCACGCCGCGUCGCGCGCGCUCUUCUUCAGUCGCAUCCAACGCGUCGGCUGGGUCUACCAGGAGCGCUCGAUCCAGCAGCAAGACCGCAAAGUCCCCCUCCAAAGGUCGAGCUUCUGUCAAGAGUUCUACUUCUGCUCUAGCUGCGAACAAUCACGAGGAACUCGAGCGCCCAGCUCUGCCUGUGAAGCGCAACCCUGUGCUGCCCAGCGAAGAUGUGCCCGUCAAGCUGCAAGUGAUCCGCCGAGAUGGAAAGAACAUCAUCAUUGGCCGCGUCAAGCUUCCUACUGUCAAUGGCUCAGACCACGCGUUCCUUUUGAAGCGAUUUGACACGAAUGCGGUCGCAGCAUCAUCGAUGUUCCGUCUCGCAUUUCCCUGGGCGACUGGUGCAGAGGAGCGGGCCGAGAUGGCUUACUUGGAAUCGCGUUUUGAUGCCGAGCGAGCCAAUGGAGGAGAGCCACGUGAGCCAGCCGCUACGCCGAAGCGUAAGCCUGGCAGGCCCAAGAAGCAGAGCGAGGAAGAAGCGGAAACGGAAUCUCACGGAACUGGCAGCACAGGGGUACGCUUGCAGGGGAUCUGGAUUCCGUCCGCAGAUGCAAUUGAAGUCGCUGAAGAAUAUGGACUCGAACAAUUCGCUAAACCUCUGAUUGAGGCUCGAGCCGAGCAUUCCGACGCUGGACCUCUCCUCACUCCGAGCAAGAACGACACUGUCUCUACGCCUAGCACUGCACGCACCAAGCGCGCGCGCACCAAGGUCGAGGAGACCGAAACGGCUUCUGUCACCGCUGACGGCAGCCCGGCCAUCAUUCGCACUCGCACAGUCACUGCACCCAAUGGGGAUGUCAAGUCAGAGAGCACCACGACUCCUCUGACGGACGCUCAGAUCGCGGCAGAUAUCAAGCAAGCCAAAGCACUAGCAGCAGAAGCCCAAGCUAGCGUAUCUUCUCGUGGAGGUUCCAAAAAGAGACGCGCUGUGGAUCAGAACGCCAGCGCUGACAUUGACCACUUGGCAGACGAUGAGGAUUAUCAGAGCAACGUCAUUGUGCGCUCAGUCAGACGAGGCGCUGGAGUGGUGCGCCAUCGCCCCUUGGCCACAUCCGCUGGUGCUAUUGGGACUGUGAGCGCCCUCGGUGUUGGAGCGCUGGCUUGGAUGUCGGGAGGAAAUGUGGAUGUGGCUACUCAAAUCAUCCAACAGGGGAUCGCAAACCUUGGCAACUGGUUCUAAAUUACCAACGCGCGAGGUGCUUUCGCGUUAAUCAGCUUUGCAUUUCUCGGGUCCCCUAGAUGGAUCCCUUGAAUACUACUCGGCCUGACUCGUACGUUGUCAUCAGUUUUGUUCGCGCUGGGGACAUUACGGAUCAUCAGAAUGUGCGCAUACGGACAAAACGGUCACAGCUUGCUCUGUGCCUAAUAGCAAUGCGUGCGCCAUUCUUCUACAUCGCGUAACCCCUUCUUCAGCGGUAAUGACAUGUCCAAAAAGAUCUGUCGCUCGUUCAGCUUCACACCACUUUAUCUCCCUUGCCUUUGCCCUUGUUGCUACGAUACCGCUUGUACUACAGAGACGCUCUCCAAAAGCCAGGAAACACCCGCUUCGAAUGGAUGACUUUGUUAACCAAC
Molecule: messenger RNA, 1870 nt
Organism: Ceraceosorus guamensis
Lineage: Eukaryota; Fungi; Basidiomycota; Exobasidiomycetes; Ceraceosorales; Ceraceosoraceae
Exons: 3
Coding region: 234-1478 (414 amino acids)
Biological process (GO): meiotic attachment of telomere to nuclear envelope; mitotic telomere tethering at nuclear periphery
Cellular component (GO): nuclear membrane complex Bqt3-Bqt4
Molecular function (GO): DNA binding
Source: RefSeq, a predicted model, not a curated record